AUCGGAUUUAGACUGGAAUCACAUCGACCCCGGAAAUAAUGCCAUAAACGGACCAAUUUAUACGGAUUAUGUAAUUGUAAUUCAGUUCUGUACUACUGUAUGUUUCAUUAAACGUCUGUAAUAAUGGCUACAAUGGAACAAAGAAUGCUGCAGGAAUGGAUUGCUGAAUGCAAGUCUUUAUCAAGAGCUGAAUUGUCAUCUUAUGGAAGAAUGUUAAAAGAACAAAAAGAAAUUACUGAAGCAAUAUAUGGGGUAUUUCAGCAACCUGAUAACGAGCUCCGAGACAGCAUCUGUGGACAGCUAUUUGAGUUUUAUCGUAGUGGUGACUCUGAGUGCAGACGUUUCUGCUUGCAAUAUAUUCCAAGUAUUCUCUACUAUUACCUCACACCAUCAAAUAAAAACAAAUCCUUGGAUCGUCUAGAAGCAUUACUUUUAGGAAUAUAUAAUUUGGAUGUGGUUGAAGUUGAUGGACGUCAAAAAGUAAAAACCUGUAUUAUUCCCACAUUAGCUAAACCAUCUAUUUAUCAUGAGCCUGUACAUUUGUCAUCUGUGGCAUUGACAGAGAGUGCUCUAUCGUCACACCAAAAAAAAGAAACACAGUUAAUAAAAAGUGGACCUUUCCCUCAAGAAAAAAUAAUUACAGCACAAAACAGAUUUUCAAUUCUUAGUCAUGUCUUGUAUAUAUAUAAUACUGGUAUAGCUUGUAUGAAAGGUACUUCACAUGAAAUAUUAUGUAAAAUGUGUUCACAUUUAUGCACCACAGGGUACACUAAGCAAUCAUUAACACCACAGACUAAUGGUUCAUUAUCAACCAGUACAUUAUCUGAUUCUACUAGUCUAUUAACUAAUGGUUAUCCAGAGUACCAACCCAGGGUUCAUCUUAGUCCUGAAUUUAUGAUUGAAAUGCUGACUGGUGUUUAUUAUGUCAUGUUCAAUGGCCAUCAGAAAUCUGGACGGGAAGCAUUAGAAAACAUACAUUAUGUAGCAUGCCAGCAACUGCUCUCAGAAGUUAUUCUGGUGACCAGUGCUAUUAAGAAUUCAUUAAGCAGUAAUCCAUCUGGCCAGCCAGCUGAUGGACCAAUAGGAAUCAGUAUUGCUCUGACACCAUCUACACCUACUUUUACAAGAGCUGCUAUUACCAAUGCAUCAUUUAAAGCAAGAAGGGUUAGUAGAGCUAGCGACCCUGUUAAUUUUACACCAUAA
Messenger RNA from Saccoglossus kowalevskii, 1203 nucleotides. RefSeq names its product hyccin-like. The record is from RefSeq and is a predicted model, not a curated record. Gene Ontology annotation, biological process: phosphatidylinositol phosphate biosynthetic process; protein localization to plasma membrane. Gene Ontology annotation, cellular component: plasma membrane. Lineage: Eukaryota; Metazoa; Hemichordata; Enteropneusta; Harrimaniidae.